Molecule: messenger RNA, 2205 nt
Organism: Asparagus officinalis (garden asparagus)
Lineage: Eukaryota; Viridiplantae; Streptophyta; Magnoliopsida; Asparagales; Asparagaceae
Product: probable polyamine oxidase 2
Exons: 10
Coding region: 407-1882 (491 amino acids)
Biological process (GO): polyamine catabolic process
Cellular component (GO): peroxisome
Molecular function (GO): polyamine oxidase activity
Source: RefSeq, a predicted model, not a curated record
CGGGGCAGAGUUAGGUCAUCGAAAAAAAUCAAAGCCAAAAGCUUCCUUCUUCUCUUUUUUUUCUGAACUUCCCAAUUUCUCUCCAAAAUUCCCUCAAACUCUCCCAAAUCUCAUCCCGGAUCGCCUCAAUCCAUGGGACCCGGCUCUCUCCCCGCUCCGAACUGAACGGUUUGAGCUCCGAUCCGCCGAAUCCCGGCGAGAUUCCGCGGUUCUCCUCCGAUCUAAGCGCGAUCUAGGGUUUUCUUCGAGUUCCGCAUGAGCUAUCUCGUGAAUCUGGGUUUUUCAACGAAUUCGAACCACUUCAUCACUUGUCUGCUGAUUUUUACUCUCCAUUACUCCCCUCAAUUGCCGCCGUCGAUAAUCAAUUGUAGAAGUCGCUGGAACGGAGAUUAUCGAUCGAGUAAACAUGGAGAGCCGCUGUAAUUCUAAUGAUUCUCUUGAUAAAGCCUCUUACUGUUCGACAGUUGAGAGAAAACCUACUUCUCCUCCUUCUGCCAUCGUUAUUGGCAGUGGUUUUGCUGGCCUUGCAGCUGCCCAUGCACUUCAAAAUGCAUCCUUCAAGGUUGUGUUGUUAGAAUCAAGGGAUAGAAUUGGUGGUCGAGCAUACACUGACUACUCUUUCGGUUUCCCUGUUGACAUGGGUGCAGCAUGGCUGCAUGGUGUUUGCGAAGAAAAUCCCUUGGCUCCCCUGAUAGGGAGACUGGGACUUCCACUUUAUCGCACCAGUGGUGAUAAUUCUGUGUUGUUUGAUCAUGAUUUAGAAAGCUACGCUCUCUUUGAUAUGGAUGGGAAGCAAAUUCCUCAAAAACUUGUGACAGAAGUUGGUGAGGUUUUUGAUAAUAUGUUGAAAGAGGCAAACAAACUUAGACAGGAGAAUAGUGAAGAUAUGUCUAUAGCCAAGGCACUUGCCAUGGUUCUUGAGAGACGUUCUGAUCUGAGGCAAGAAGGACUCGCCAACAAAGUUCUGCAAUGGUACUUGUGCAGAAUGGAAGGGUGGUUCGCUGCAGAUGCAGACACCAUCUCCCUCAAAUACUGGGAUGAUGAAGUUCUCCUUCCUGGUGGUCAUGGUCUCAUGGUCCGUGGUUACCGCCCUGUAAUUAAUACUCUUGCAAAAGGUCUGGAUAUCCGUCUAGGACACCGGGUUACAAAAGUAGUUCGUGGUAAAUUGGGUGUAGAAGUCAGUGUAGACAACGGUGAGUCUUUUAAUGCAGAUGCCGCUGUCAUUACUGUUCCACUAGGAGUUCUGAAGGCCAAUUCUAUAAAGUUUGAGCCAAAGCUUCCCCAAUGGAAGGAAGAAGCAAUAAGAGAUAUUGCAGUUGGCACGGAGAACAAAAUUGCAUUGCACUUUGACAAGGUUUUUUGGCCAAAUGUAGAGUUCCUUGGAGUUGUCUCUUCUUCUUCUUAUAGCUGCAGCUAUUUCCUUAAUCUUCACAAGGCAACAGGUCAUCCUGUACUUGUUUAUAUGCCUGCAGGCCGGCUUGCUCAUGACAUUGAAAAGAUGUCGGACGAAGCCGCUGCCAAUUUCGCUUUUCUUCAACUAAAACAGAUACUCCCAGAUGCGUCCGAGCCGAUCAACCACCUGGUUUCUCAUUGGGGCUCUGAUACGAACUCCCUUGGCUCUUACAGCUACGAUUCGGUUGGUAAACCCCACUACCUGCAUGAGUGGCUGAGGAUCCCUGUAGACAACAUUUUCUUUGCAGGGGAAGCUACGUGCAAAGAUUAUACAGGCACGGUACAUGGCGCCUUCAACACUGGCCUGAUGGCUGCCGAAGAGUGCCGGAUGAGGGUUCUUGAGAGACACGGGGAACUGGAUAUUUUCAAUACUGCCAUGGGAGAAGAAGCGGGCUUUGUUCCGGUACCCUUGCUCAUCUCUCGUAUGUGAUGUAACCCUCUCGUAUGAUCUCUCCUACGCCGUCAACAAAGGGAAAGGCGAUUCUCUCGUGUUUUAGUUUUUUGGCUUACCUUGCAAAACCUUGGCUGGGUGAUGGAGGAGGGGGAUGAGAGAUUUAGUAUGAUAAGAAGAAACAGUCAUUCCCUUUCUAAGGGGAAGUUUUUAUACGAACAUGUUGUGGGUCUAAAAUAAAUAUAUCACUCUCUAGCAUCAAACAUGUAUUAAUGAACUAUGUAAGAAACAUGGUUGACAGAAAACAAACUGACAACCUUGUUUUACUGAAGGUGGUGUGAAAAGACUUUCCAUCCGAAUGA